UUUUCGAGUUUUGAAAUUAGUAUUGAAAUCGUCGUUAGCGGCGACGGACUUGAAUUUUCGACGCUCAGCUUGAAAUCGCCUCUCUGGCGCUGCUGUUUUUGAAGUUUUAAAAGGUGAACCACCAAAUCCACAUGUUAAUGCCACGCUACUUGGGCCUGAACGAUAGCUCCACUUCGUCUGGCAACCACGGACCUGUCGCCGGCAGCUCCUCGUCUCCGCCGACGACAGUGGCCGCUCACACGAAGAUGCGUUUGCUGAGCAAAGUGGAGCAGAACAUGCGUCAGAACCAAGGUCAAAGCAGCCAGAGCAAUUCGAGCGGCCAGGAAAUCAGCCACCUCCUGAGCACAGCGGCCACUGGCAAUGGCCUGGUGGGCGACGUUGACGGACUGCUGACGCCCAUGCGCAUUAAGGCGCAUCUGUCGCCACCACACUCCGCCAGCAGCCUUAACGGGAGCUUUGGCAAGGGCGACACCUCGAUGAGCUCUCGACCAGAGCGCAACCUGUGGAGCCGUGCCGAAAUGCUGGAGAUGCUGAGCAUCAUGCAGAAUAUGAACGCGUUGGAUCAGCUGAACGACCGCAACCUGAAGAGCGAGCACGUCUUCAAGCAAAUCGAGGAAAUCAUGCGCAGCAAGGGCUACGUGAAAAAGUCUAGCAUCCAGAUCUGGACCAAGUGGAAGUUUCUCAAGUCCACAUACAACACCACCACACGGCACGGCACCGGAGUGCCCAAAGUGGUCCCGGAGGAGGUGUAUCGCGUGCUAUGUCGGAUGCUGCAAAACCAUCAAAGCAGCAGCAACAGCGUCAGUGCCAACCUCAGUGAGUGCGGCAACUCGAUGGACAGCUCCAAGACCGUCGGCGAAGAAACCAAAGAAGAUAUCCUGGGCGUGGAGCAUCCCAUAUUUGGCUUCCGACUGGGUCCCAUUAAACCAGAGCCAAUCGAUACGGGUUAUGAGACCCUGCUGAAGUCUGACAUGGUGUCCGAACCGGAUCUGGAAGCCUAUGAUUAUGGAAGCGGGGAUGCCGCAGAGGACAGCCACCGUGAUCAAGACGAAGUGCCCCAUAUGCCGUUCAUAGUAUCAGUAAAACACGAACCGGACAUGGAUCUAGGGAUGGACGGCACCAACACACCGCCACCGACAGCGCCAGCCUCGCCUUCUCCGCCGCCGCCGGUGGUUUUAGAUGAAGUCGACGAUGGUCCCGCCUACGCAUCUACGCCGGAAACACUCCCGCCACUUCGCGUUGCAUCCUUUGCCAAGGGAGACGAGCACCGACGACCCACACAUGGUAUCCUGCAGAUCGAUCGUCCUCCGCCUGCGCUAACCAAGAUGGGCCGGAUGAAUCGAUCGCUGCCGCUUCAGAGCACGAGCAACAUCAACUUCGUGCAUCCCCACAGCAAGCUUAUGCUACCCCGCAAGCAGAACGCGAGUCCCGCCCAAUCCGGACUGCGUCUCCCAAGGGAUCUUAGUGUCCAGCCGACGGGCAACAUGCGCAUGAAGACGGUGCCCAUGCGGGACACGGGAUACUCGCUGCGACCGGACCGAAUGAUUCCCGAUCUGGACCAGGCGAUGAACAGUCCCCCGCAGUCGCCUUCGCCAAUGGCUUCUUUGUUGGCCCGUGGACCGCCGCCUAAGUAUCCGAUGGUCGGACAGCAAACGGGUGGUACUUCCACCAGCAGACAUGGUCACAUGAUGUCCUCGCACCAACUGACUCCUCAUCAGCACCAGCAGCUUCAGCCUCGGAAGCGUCGCUUGGGGCAGAGCCCACCCAUGGGCAUGCCCGUGCCUGUAAAGCUGCAGCGCAGCUCCACAAUGUACGAUUCCUCUCCGCCGAAAGGCUUCCGACCGCAGUCAGCGAUGGGAGCUGGAGAGGAAACGAAGCGAAAGUCCAGCGAGGAGGAAUCUAAGUUACGUAAGAAACGGCAGGAGGAGUUGUUUGCGAAGGAGCUGACCGAAAUGGCCAAUGCCAUGCGCUCGGCCCAGAAGGAGAUGCUGGAGGACUUCUUUAAGCAACAGAAAGAGUUCGUGCGGCGAGAGCACAACUUCCAGAUGAAGCAGGACUCGAUGGUGAUGCGAGCCCUACGCAAGCAGACGGAAACCCUGUUGCAGACCGCCAAUGAGCUGGUUGGUGAAGCUCCUGAGCACCCUAACGACGAGCCGCAGGCUAAGGAUCAUUUCGUUGCCGAGACCCAAAUGCCUUUUGAGCCAGAAACACAGAUGCAAGUUCCUGAAGUCCCAGAUGGAGCUGGGAAAGCGGAUGAGGAUGCGGAGGAAACUUUGAUAGAGGGAGAGAAUGAGUUCAAUGAAGAAGAGGAAGGGAAUGAUGGCGAUGAGGAGGAUGACAAUGAUGAUGGCGAAGAAGGGGACGAAGGCGAAGACGAUGCCGACGAACAUAUGGGCGCGGAAAGCGACAUGGAAAUGUCCACGCUAGCCAUGUCCGCCUCAGCUCCAAGCGAAGACUACUCGAAUGAAGUUACCGGCGAAGUCUAGUAAUCGACUCGUCUGCUUCCCCAACUAUUCCAUUAUGCAUGCUAUCCCUCCAAGUAUUACCCAAAAAAGAAAACAAGACACCAUUGUUGAUACCGAUUCAUUCCAAUCGCAUUCCUUAAGCUAUAUAUACUAUAUAGUAGAUUCCUAGAGCCAGACCCGCGCAUUGUUAAAAGACUUGAUUACAUUUAAGCAUAUUAAUACAUAAACGAAUCCUAAACGUAAAUUAAUUGUAUUUAUUGUUUAUUAAGCCCCCAAAGUGCUGUAAAGUUAUUGAAACAACACACAAUAUGAUAAAUAUUACAAAUAAAUAUGUACAUUAACUGAA
This is a messenger RNA of Drosophila kikkawai, 2811 nucleotides long. RefSeq names its product martik (gene mrt). Lineage: Eukaryota; Metazoa; Arthropoda; Insecta; Diptera; Drosophilidae. The record is from RefSeq and is a predicted model, not a curated record.